AUGGCCGAGGGUCUUGGAGCUCUGUUGGAGGCAAGCUUGGACCCCAGACACAAUAAGGCGGCCGAGACAACCCUUCGCCAGGAAGAGAAAAAGCCUGGUUUCUCGCUACAGCUUCUUCACAUUACCGCAUCGCAGGCUACACCUUACAACACACGUCUGGCGAGUGCACUAUGCUUUAAGAACUUCAUCAAGCGCAACUGGACCGACGAAGAUGGCACACAUAAGUUGCAGAAGGAUGAGGUUGAGACUCUCAAGCGCGAGUUGAUCUCUCUGAUGAUUUCGGUUCCUCCAGGCAUUCAAAGCCAGCUGGGUGAGGCCGUCAGUGUCAUUGCUGACAGUGAUUUCUGGGAGAACUGGGAUACACUUGUGGAUGACCUUGUGUCGAAGCUAUCACCGGACAACCCCACCGUCAACGUUGGAGUGCUGCAGGUUGCGCAUUCUAUUUUCAAGCGCUGGAGACCUUUAUUCCAAUCCGAUGCGCUCUACACUGAGAUUAACCACGUUCUCGGCAAGUUCGGUACUCCGUUCCUGUCACUUUUCGAGGUAAUUUCAAUCCUCAUACCCAGUCCUCCCAAUGCGCCAUCCACUAACUCUAAUCAGGCACUGGACAACUACCUUGAGCAAAACAAGACCAACAAAGAGAAUCUCACUCAAGGUUUCAGCCAGCUUAACUUAAUGGUCAAGCUGUUUUACGAUCUUUCCUCCCACGAUCUUCCUCCCAUGUUCGAAGACAACAUCUCUGGAAUCGCCACCAUUUUCCUCAAAUACCUCACUUACGACAAUCCUCUCCUACACACCGAUGACGAGACUGAGGCUGGUCUGUUAGAAUAUGUUCGCGCUGGAAUCUUCGAGGCCUUGACUCUAUAUGUGCAAAAGUACAUGGACGUGUUCCAGCCUCACGUUGGCCAGUUCAUUGGGAGCUCAUGGAACUUCCUCUCAACAAUCAGCCAAGAGACCAAAUACGAUAUUCUGGUCAGUCGUGCUCUGCACUUCCUGACCUCCGUUGCAGGCAUGCCUGAGCACGCCGCCUCUUUCCAGGCUGAGGAGACUCUGGGCCAAAUUGUCGAGAAGGUUGUUCUUCCCAACGUCAGCCUCCGUGAGUCGGACGAGGAGCUGUUUGAGGAUGAGCCCAUUGAGUUCAUUCGCCGGGACUUGGAGGGCUCUGACAGUGAGACCAGACGCCGCGCAGCCACCGAUUUCCUUCGCAAGUUGGCCGAGAAAUUCGAGGAGCCGGUGACCCGAGUUGUCCUUAAGUACACUGAGCACUAUCUGGCUGAGUACGCGAAGGAUUCGUCCAACUGGAAGGCUAAGGAUACCGCAACAUACCUGUACUCCGCAAUCGCGGCCAAGGGUACUGCGACUGCCUCGCACGGUGUCACCGCUACCAACCAGCUGGUCAGCAUCACUGAUUAUUUCCAGCAGAACCUGGCUGCGGAUUUGAUCUCCGAUGACGGUAUUCACCCCAUCCUCAAGGUCGAUGCCAUCAAGUAUCUGUACAACUUCCGCAGUAUCAUCACCAAGGAGCAAUGGCAACAGGUUCUCCCCGUGCUGGUUAAGCACUUGGCUUCCUCCAACUUCGUGGUCUACACCUAUGCUGCUAUUGCGCUGGAGCGUGUGCUUUAUCUUACCGAUGCUCAAGGACAACCUGUGAUCCCUCCUACUGAAAUCACUCCCCUUGCCAAGGACCUUUUGGAACACAUUUUCCAGCUGAUCCAGGCUAACCCCGCCCCCGAGAAGGUGCAAGAGAACGAGUUCUUGAUGCGCUGUGUCAUGCGUGUCUUGGUUGUGAUCAAGGAGGGUGUUGUCCCUAUCACUGAUAUCGUCCUUCAACGAUUCAUCAACAUCACCAACAUUAUCAGCGCCAACCCCAGCAACCCGCGCUUCUAUUACUUCCACUUCGAGGCUAUGGGUGCAUUCAUUCGAUUUGCUGCCCCCGCCAACCCUGAUAAGCUCGAGCAGGCUCUGUAUGCACCCUUUGCUGGUAUUCUCCAAAACGAUGUGCAAGAAUUCAUGCCCUACGUUUUCCAGCUUUUCGCUGCUUUGCUCGAGGCCAACCAGGCUGCAACUCUCCCGACCUACUACCAGGAGCUUAUCGGCCCUGUGCUGAUGCCUGUCAUGUGGGACUCCAAGGGAAACACCCCUGCUCUGGUCCGCCUGCUUUCCUCCAUCAUCCCCCGUGGAUCGCAGUACAUUAUUGAGCACAACCAGAUCGAGCCUAUUCUCGGUAUCUUCCAGAAGCUCGUCUCAACCAAGGCCAACGAGAGCUUCGCAUUCGACCUCUUGGAGACCUGUGUUGCCAGCUUCCCCCCUACUGCUCUGGAGAACUACUUUGUGAUGAUCAUGCAGAUCAUCCUGCAGCGUCUCCAGAACUCCAAGACCGAGAACUUGACUCUCCGUUUCGUCCGCUUCUUCCACUUCCUCUCGGCUCAUGACGACAAGGGUUACAGCGCGGAUUUCAUCAUUCAGGUCACCGACAAGGUGCAAGAAGGACUCUUCACUCCCAUCUACCUGAACGUCAUCCUUCCUGAGACCCAGAAGCUUGCCCGGCCUUUGGAUCGCAAGACAGCUAUCCUGUCCUUCACCAAGACCCUCGCCAACUCUGAGGCCUUUGCCACUCGCUAUGCCCAGAAGGGAUGGGGCUUUACUUGCACAGCUUUGCUGAAACUCCUCGAGCUUCCUCCCUUGCCCGCCAGCCGCGACGAUGUCAUUGCUGAUGCCGAUACCGAAGACAUGUCCUUCGGUGUUGGUUUCACCCCUCUGAACACCAUCCGUGCUGUCCAGAAGGACCCCUGGCCCGAAACUGGCGCUGACCUCAAGGCUUGGGUUGGCACUUACCUGAAGGAGGCUGACAAGAAGCAAAACAACCGUGUGUCGCAGUUUGCUAUGGAGCGCCUGGACGAUCAGUCCAAGGCAGUCUUGGGAAGCUACAUCUCUUGA
Penicillium salamii is the source of this 2937-nucleotide messenger RNA. NCBI's taxonomy places the organism in Eukaryota, Fungi, Ascomycota, Eurotiomycetes, Eurotiales, Aspergillaceae. The record is from the annotation of a GenBank genome assembly.